AAAUUCAAGAAUUAAGAAGGCAAAUCAGAGUUUUAAAUAACCAAAUUGCUGGGCUAAAUAGAACUAUUGAAGAGCAGCAAGAAACAAUAGAUGCAGAAGAGGAGCUUCAUCAAGAAAGAGAAAGAAGAGUUUAUGUUAAAG
Messenger RNA from Racocetra fulgida, 141 nucleotides. The record is from the annotation of a GenBank genome assembly. NCBI's taxonomy places the organism in Eukaryota, Fungi, Glomeromycota, Glomeromycetes, Diversisporales, Gigasporaceae.